Drosophila hydei is the source of this 870-nucleotide messenger RNA. RefSeq names its product zinc finger protein 420 (gene hkb). The coding region runs from base 1 to 870 and encodes 289 amino acids. The transcript has 2 exons. The record is from RefSeq and is a predicted model, not a curated record. Gene Ontology annotation, biological process: regulation of transcription by RNA polymerase II. Gene Ontology annotation, molecular function: RNA polymerase II cis-regulatory region sequence-specific DNA binding; DNA-binding transcription factor activity, RNA polymerase II-specific. NCBI's taxonomy places the organism in Eukaryota, Metazoa, Arthropoda, Insecta, Diptera, Drosophilidae.
AUGUCGACAAUUAACAUGCAUCCACCGCAAACGUACUCGCGCCUGUUCCGUCCCUGGGAUACGCAACGCCAAAUGCCAGCGCCACCCGUCAGGGCUGUAAAACGUGAACGUGAACCCGAAACAGUGACCAUCAAAACUGAGCUGCCCAGCAGCAGUAGCUGCUGCUAUGGUCAGGAUUGCGACCGAGAGUCCUCCUCAUCCUCGUCAAGCAGCAGCAGAAGUAGUAGCAGUAAAUCCAGCUAUGAGGAUGGGCUAAACAACAGCUACACACGUACUUCGACUCCUCUGCUAGAUGCCACGCCACAGCCAGCAUUUCCAGCCACCUCAGCUGUGACGCCACAGCAGUUGUCGCCGCAGCCAGCGCCUUUCAUGCCCGCCAACGACUUGUACUAUGCCGCAGCAGCCGCCGCCGCGGCUGCCGCUGCCAACACUCCAGCCGCAGCUGCCUUUGGCAUGGACCCAUUUACGCUUGGUCUGAUGGAACAGGAGUACGCUCGUGUCAUGGCCGAGGAUGCUCAACUAAAGGCGCUGAAUGCUCGCAAGCAGCGACCAAAGAAAUUCAAAUGCCCACACUGCGAUGUGGCCUUCUCCAAUAAUGGCCAGCUUAAGGGACACAUCCGUAUUCAUACCGGUGAACGACCAUUCAAAUGCGACGUAGAAACAUGCGGCAAGACCUUCACUCGCAACGAGGAGCUGACCCGGCAUAAGCGCAUUCAUUCUGGUCUGCGUCCGUAUCCAUGCAGCGCCUGUGGCAAGAAGUUCGGACGGCGCGACCAUCUAAAGAAGCACAUGAAGACGCAUAUGCCGCAAGAGCGCCAGCUGGGACCGGCCAUCUUUAUGCCCAUGUAUCCAUAUUUAUAUGGCUACUAA